AUGAGUCUGGCUCAUUAUAUUCUGGGAAUCGGCGACAGAUACACAAGUAACACACUGGUGGAUCUGAAGUCAUGCACAGCUGUGGGCAUUGAUUUCGGCCAUGCGUUCGGAACAGCCACUCAGUUCUUGCCCGUUCCAGAGCUGACCCCGUUUCGAAUGACCCCUCUAAUGGCUGGCCUGACUGUUCCGAAGGUCUCGCCAUCUGGUGGAAUUGUUCAUGCGACCAUGCUGAAAACAUUGGAGGCGCUGCAGGAGAAUCAGGAGGCAUUGAUGAACAUUCUGCAGGUGUUUUUGAGGGAACCGGUGAUUGAUUGGGUCGAGUUUGCGAACAGACAAGUACAUGCAAUGCGUCGUGCAGGUAAUUUAGAUGAACAUUUGGACGAUACAAAAUUGUCGUGGUACCCGCAGCAGAAACUGAACUGCGUGAAGAGGAACUUGAACGGUGGAAACCCCAUGUUGUUAAUGAAGUCAGAAGAACUGGACUUGAAUAGUCUGGUCAUGAAAGAUUCGGCCAGUUUGCUCCGGAUAAUAAUAGGGGAGAAAGGGAGUGAGAGGUGGAGCAUGCAGAAUGAGAUAAGUUUGAACACUGAUCAACAGGUCACCUGUUUGAUAGAUCAGGCCACAGAUCCCAACAUUCUAGGAAGGAGUUGGAUUGGGUGGAGUCCAUUUGCAUAA
Molecule: messenger RNA, 675 nt
Organism: Symsagittifera roscoffensis
Lineage: Eukaryota; Metazoa; Xenacoelomorpha; Acoela; Convolutidae
Product: DNA-dependent protein kinase catalytic subunit-like
Exons: 1
Coding region: 1-675 (224 amino acids)
Biological process (GO): double-strand break repair; telomere maintenance; protein phosphorylation
Cellular component (GO): nucleus
Molecular function (GO): protein serine/threonine kinase activity; protein binding
Source: RefSeq, a predicted model, not a curated record